Cloeon dipterum is the source of this 567-nucleotide messenger RNA. Its product is annotated as transmembrane protein 14C. Gene Ontology annotation, biological process: regulation of heme biosynthetic process. Gene Ontology annotation, cellular component: mitochondrial membrane. The transcript is spliced from 2 exons. Lineage: Eukaryota; Metazoa; Arthropoda; Insecta; Ephemeroptera; Baetidae. The record is from RefSeq and is a predicted model, not a curated record. The coding region runs from base 85 to 408 and encodes 107 amino acids.
AGAAAAUAUUCCCUAUAGCUCCUUUGUGCACACCCCUGCCUAGAGUACACUCACGUUGUUUACGUUCUGCAACUAUUCUGCACAAUGGCCAUCGACUACAUCAGCUUUGCGUAUGCGGCAACAAUCGCGGCCGGAGGGGUGUUGGGCUACGCUAAGGCGGGCAGUACAGCCUCCCUGGGUGCAGGUCUGCUAUUCGGCUCGGUCAUGUGCUUUGGCGCCUACCAGACCAGUCAGAACCCUAACAACUACGCACUCUCUCUUGGCGCCAGCUCGCUCCUUAUGGGAGUCAUGGGGAACAGAUUCCUGUUCCAAAACGCCAAGUUUAUGCCGGCAGGCCUCGUAGCUACACUCAGUUUGGCCAUGGUCUUGAGAUAUGGCGCGCGAGGCUUGGGCCUGGUCCAGCAAUAGGAAAAUGAAGAUAUGCCAGUAUGCAUCACAAACUACAGGGCAAUUCAAAAUUGCUCAAAUGCAUUGAAAUUGGAAAUUUUCACUUCAACUUUACAGUUUAUUGCCAAUGAUUUCAUGUUUUAUUUUGUUACAGAUAAAUAAAAGUUUUGUAAAAAUGCA